This is a messenger RNA of Neopsephotus bourkii (Bourke's parrot), 1510 nucleotides long. RefSeq names its product general transcription factor IIH subunit 3 (gene GTF2H3). Lineage: Eukaryota; Metazoa; Chordata; Aves; Psittaciformes; Psittacidae. Gene Ontology annotation, cellular component: transcription factor TFIIH core complex; transcription factor TFIIH holo complex. The transcript has 13 exons. The coding region runs from base 93 to 1019 and encodes 308 amino acids. Gene Ontology annotation, biological process: nucleotide-excision repair; regulation of DNA-templated transcription. The record is from RefSeq and is a predicted model, not a curated record.
CGCCCGAGUGACGGCGCACGUUUGGCUGACGUAACGCCGUGCCGCGGCAUCAUCUCCGUGCGCCGGGAGCAGCUGGUCCGGCGGCCGGCGCUAUGAGCGCGGACGAUGACCUGAGCCUGCUGGUCGUAAUCAUUGACACCAACCCCAUCUGGUGGGGGAAGAAGGCGCUAGGAGAAGCUGAGCAGUUCACCCUAUCAAAAUGCAUCGAUGCAGUGAUGGUGCUGGGAAACUCACACUUACUUAUGAACCGCAACAACAGACUUGCUGUGAUAGCAAGUCACACACAAGAAAGCCGUUUCUUGUACCCUGGGAAGGGUUGGACUGCUGCAGAGUUCUUUGGAGAUGGUGGUGGUUCCGUGGAAUCUAAUUGCUCUGGCAGCAAGGAUGGAAAAUACGAGUUGUUAACAGCAAUCAAUGAUGCAAUUGCAGAAGAGAUUAAAGACCUCAUGACAAAAAGUGACAUGAAGGGCCAGCAAACAGAAACACUGUUAGUAGGAUCACUCUCUAAAGCCCUUUGUUAUAUCAACAGGAUGAACAAAGAUGUGAAAGGCAAUCAAGAAAUGAAAUCAAGGAUUUUGGUCAUAAAAGCAGCGGAAGACAGUUCAUUGCAAUAUAUGAACUUCAUGAAUGUGAUCUUUGCAGCACAGAAACAGAGUGUUUUGAUUGAUGCUUGUGUAUUGGAUUCUGAUUCAGGUCUCCUACAACAGGCUUGUGACAUUACGGGUGGCAUAUAUCUGAAAGUGCUCCACAUGCCAUCCCUUCUGCAGUAUUUGUUGUGGGUGUUUCUCCCUGAUCAAGAGCAAAGAUCACAGCUUGUCCUUCCACCUCCCGUUCAUGUCGACUACAGAGCUGCAUGCUUCUGUCACCGCAACCUCAUUGAAAUCGGUUACGUGUGCUCCGUGUGCUUGUCAAUAUUCUGCAACUUCAGUCCUAUUUGUAGCACAUGCGAGACUGCUUUCAAAAUAUCAUUGCCGCCUGUCAUGAAAGCCAAGAAGAAGAAAUUAAAGGUGGCUGCGUAACUACAUUAUGUAAAUCCAUCAUUACCUCCUCCAGGAAUUAUGUAAGGUGGAAGAUGCUUGAAGAACUGGUGAUAUUGGAUCUGAGAGAACUGUAUGCAGUGUUAUUGCUUGUUUCUUAAGGGAUGAAUACCCAAAUUGUAUGUGUUCUACACAGCCCUCUAAGUAACAAAUCACUGUAUUGCCACGUAACUUGUGCUGGUUUAAAUGUGAGAGGAGCCAGGAGUUACAGCCUGCUAAGACACAUACCCUGGGAAGGAGAAGAAGGUGUCCUGGCCACUGCCAACGUUUCACUCCUCCAGGUUAUGUCCAAAGACAAGAAAACUGGUUCUUUUUGUGCACUGGUGUGAAGGUAAGAAUGACCCUUUCUAGUGCAUAGAUCAGACCCUGAGCACUGUGUUGUUGAGGGACUUCAAUCUCUUGCUAGGUUUUGCUAGCAAUGUUUGGCCUGCCCUACCUGUGCACUCACAUGUGUUCGUAUUCCUUUGGCUGUA